Molecule: messenger RNA, 1877 nt
Organism: Eubalaena glacialis (North Atlantic right whale)
Lineage: Eukaryota; Metazoa; Chordata; Mammalia; Artiodactyla; Balaenidae
Gene: XAF1
Product: XIAP associated factor 1
Exons: 6
Coding region: 4-1002 (332 amino acids)
Biological process (GO): apoptotic process
Source: RefSeq, a predicted model, not a curated record
AACAUGGAGGGAAACUUCCAGGUGUGCAGGAACUGCAAAAGAAGCGUGGCCCCUGGCCACUUGGCCCUCCAUGAGGCCCACUGUCUGCUGUUCCUGGUCCGCUGUCCAGAGUGCAAGGAACCCGUCCUGCAGGAUAAGAUGGAAGAGCACCGCCAGGGCGGGCACCAGCAGGUGGGGUGUGCCAUGUGUCAGCAGAGCCUGCCGAAGCACUUGCUGGAGAUUCACGAGGCCAAGGAAUGCCAGGAGCGCCCCGUCGAGUGUCAGUUCUGUGAGCUGGCCGUGCGCCUCAACAAGGUGGACAUCCACAAGCACCACUGCGGCAGGCGGACGGAGGUCUGCCCAGGCUGCGGCCAGCGCUUCGUGCUCCACAUGCUGGCCCGGCACAGAGAUGAGUGCUGGGGUGAGCAGACCCGGCGCCAGAAAGGGAAGAGAAUUCCAGCUCCUGAAAGCAACAUCUGCUGUCAUUAUUGCAACCAAAUGAUCCCAGGAAAUAAGUAUUUCCACCAUGUGGACAGAUGCCGUCCAAUCUCAGAUUCUGUGACAUAUUCUCCAGUUGGGAAACCAGAUAUUCCUCCUUCAUCCCUUUCAAGUCAGGCUGCUGAAGAUCAAACUUCCACAGCAGAGAAAGACGUCCGUCCAAAGAUGAAAAAUACAAGCAGAUUUCCCCUUCUUUCUGAAAAGUCAACACGGCAAGCACCAAGAGGCACAAACAAAACCACGGAUCUGCCUUUGAAGUCUGAUGGCAAGCUCAGGGCCUCCUCUCCUGUAGAAGACGAGACAGCCUAUGACAUUCUGAGGAGGUGUUCUCAGUGUGGCAUCCUACUUCCCCUGCCAACCCUAACCCAACAUCAGGUACCCAGCCUCCAUUCUCUCCUUAUCUGGCUGGGAGCCAUCUGGACAGUGUUUAGAGAAACCCAAGACCUGCAGGAUAUUCUCAGACAUCUUUAUCUCCCCUUUCUCUGUGUGUCCAAAUCCAUUCUCAUAGCACCUAUCACCUGGUAAUAUAUGUGCAUCAUCUCCCACCUCAGAAGGCAGAGCCAGAUCUUUCAUCUCUGUAUCUCCAGUUCCCAGCCCAGGGAAUGACCACAGCAAAUGCCCCAAAACGGUGGAGCAAACAAAUGAACAGAGCACACCCAAUCUAGCUCUGUAGCUCAUGGUGUAGAUAAGGCAAUCCAGGCCCAGAGAUCAGAGCCUUGGUCAAGAUACUAAGUCAGUUGGUAUCUUGCCUCCAGCAGAUCAGGAUUUGCAGCCUCAAUAGCCUGAUUUGUUACAUCCUAGAUUAUUUUCCAAUAAUAAUAAGAAUUAGUAUUAGAGGUAGUUAACCAUUAUGUACCAGUUACAAUGCAAAGCUCUUUACAAAUGGUUAAUCAUUAUAAAAAACAUGCAGGUAUUUUAUCCCUAUCUUACAGAUAAGGAAACUAGACAGAAAGGUGAGUAGCUUCCCCAGGAUUAUACAACUAGAGAGUGGCAGAAUCCAGCCUAAAAUACAUGUGUAUAUAGUUCCAAAGCUUAUGCUUUUAAGCCCCAAACAGGAUGCCUCACUCAAAAAAAAAAAAAAAAAGCUUUCAUUAUUUGAUGUUUUUCAAAAUACAAAAGUACUAGAUACUACUAAAUACUAGGUUUUGUUGUAACCAGUUGACAUGAUACCAUACAAACAAAUAUAAAGAUAAAGCUCAUCCUCCCCGACACCCACCCCACUUCCCCAGUCCCACGCCCUGAGAUACUAGUUUCAGAAUCCUGGUGGGUAUCCUUCCAAAGCUUUACCUCUGUUCACACAAACAUGAACAAGCCUCUGUGGGGUUUGAAUUGUUUUUUCUUUUCCCCUAUGUAUCAUCUUCCUAUAUUCAUUACUCUGCCAUUUGCCUUUUUCACUGAAU